Molecule: messenger RNA, 1182 nt
Organism: Ophidiomyces ophidiicola
Lineage: Eukaryota; Fungi; Ascomycota; Eurotiomycetes; Onygenales; Onygenaceae
Gene: BTS1
Product: geranylgeranyl pyrophosphate synthetase
Exons: 3
Coding region: 1-1182 (393 amino acids)
Biological process (GO): isoprenoid biosynthetic process
Molecular function (GO): prenyltransferase activity
Source: RefSeq, a predicted model, not a curated record
AUGCCUGAACUCUCAUCUCCCAACCCCAUUCCUCCCCGCACGAGUUCCACUGGUGUCACGAAUGGAGCCUCGACAUGGAGCAUCAACUUAAAGCCAGUCCCCGAAGAAGAAUGGAUAUCCAGAAAGCCAACAUCUCCUACCCAAAACGGGACUGCUCGAAUAUCGUCCCCAAAGUCCACAGGCGCCAGCAAUACGGACGCCGCAACGAUCUGUACGACAACCAUGAUAAGUAAUAUCGACGGGAUGUGGUCUGCGGAUAAAGAAAAGAUUCUUUUGGGACCAUACGAAUAUAUGAGUCAUCAGCCGGGCAAGGAUAUUCGCAGGCAGCUCAUCGCAGCGUUCAACAGGUGGCUGCACGUGCCAGAGGAGAGUUUGACGAUUAUUUCCAAAGUGGUGCUUAUGCUGCACACCGCAUCGCUGUUAGUUGACGAUGUCGAGGACUCAUCUGUGCUCCGUCGCGGAGUACCCGUCGCCCAUAAUAUUUUCGGGACUGCGCAAACCAUUAACUCGGCGAAUUAUAUAUACUUUCUAGCUCUGGCUGAAUUACAGAAGUUACAUAAUCCUGAUGCAAUAGGAAUUUUUACAACAGAGCUUUUAAACCUUCAUCGUGGGCAGGGCAUGGAUUUGUUCUGGAGAGACACCCUUACGUGUCCAAAUGAAGAAGAUUAUUUGCAGAUGGUGGGAAAUAAGACAGGGGGGUUAUUUAGACUGGCCAUUAAGCUAAUGCAGGCUGAAAGCAGCGUUACCGUUGACUGCAUUCCCCUCGUUAACUUAAUGGGUCUCAUUUUUCAAAUUUGCGACGACUAUCUCAACCUCUCCAACCCAACAUAUAGCAAAAAUAAGGGACUCUGUGAGGACCUGACGGAAGGCAAAUUUUCUUUUCCUGUUAUCCACUCCAUCCGUUCACAACCAGAUAAUUUGCAGCUCAUUAAUAUUUUAAAACAAAAGACACAGGAUGAAGAAGUCAAGCGUUAUGCCAUCAAUUAUAUGGAGAGCACUGGUAGUUUUGGAUAUACGAGGAAAACCAUUUCACGAUUGCGUGAUAAAGCUCUGACCAUGAUUGACGAGCUUGAAAACACCAUCAGCGGGCUUCAGGGCCCCUCUGGUGAAACGUCCGAAGGAAACGGAGCAUUGGUGCGAUCUAUUUUGAACCGGAUAGUUGAGCCAGCGCUCAUGCCAUGA